CAUGCAAUACCCGGGGCAAAGCGCCGUUACCUGUGCACGGAAGCGUGACACAGUCUCUGGAUAUUCGUCUAAAUUUGGAAGGAAUGUAAACUCUUGUCAGAACAAGCUAGGCAUUGGAACUGUGCAAGUCAAAAUUGAUUUUUAUGAAAUGCAAAUAAUAUGAGAAAAGUUUUUGGACUUAAUCAUAAUUUUAGAAUAAGCGGUGAAUCUUGAAAUAUAUUUAAAAAAAAACACUAUUUUAAACCAUUGGAUUAUGCAUACAAAAAUAAUAAUGGACUUAUGCAGUUGACGAAACGUGACCAAAAUAACACUAUUAGAAAAUGGCGACAACCCAGUAUACAAGAAUCCCCGUGGAAGAAGCAUUCUCUAAAACAUGGAAACCCGCCACUACCAUCAUUUCAAAAGAAGAACUUAAAGAGGCGGAAAGUAACGAAUACUACCGAGAGACUUCGGACGAUUCCGUGGAUGGUUCCGAAAAUAUAAGAAACGACUUAAAUGGAAACAUAGAAAUUGUGAAAAGACUGCACCCUAGUAUGCCUGAUAUUCGGAUUCAUUCGGAGACAGUGGAAACACAGACUAAUGACAAAGUUACGGCCAAACAACAAAGUGUUGGUUUCAGAACACCUCAAAAACUUCACAGUGAAUACUCACAACGCCUACAAGCACUCAGUGCGGACUUGCACAAAAGUAGUUCUGACACUUUCCUUAGUGAGAAAUCUGAUUGGAUGUUAGCGGAGCGGUCUAACUCCCGGUCACCUCCCUCCCCAGCUUUGGGGUCCCGGUCGCCGAGAGUUACCGCCUCACCUUCCAUUUAUGCAUCAACAAAUGUGUUCAACUUUUCUCCGGAAAGAACCGAAAUGUACCAAGCCGAGCUCGAGUCGGAAACACGCCGCGUGAAGAAACGACUCUUCGAAGAAAUAUCACACGGGUCCUCAGACCUACCUCAAAGCUACCUCAGUGAGAUCUCCUCGCCCUCAUAUCACCAUAGAGACACUUUAUUGUCGCUACGGCAACGGUCUUCGCGAGAUCUCGCCGCACUCGAGAGUUUGGCACGUGAUGCACGGGAUGCACGUGAACCGGAAACACACCACUACCUCGGCAGUCCUUCGUUCAGGAAUAAGCUGUCAAGCUUCUUGAAUGACUCUGAAUCCUUCAGGGCGAAACGCCGCAUUGAUCUUGAUGACGAAUAUGUCUCGACACCUAAGCGGCUAAAAACUGAUCUUGAGCGUGAAAUGGGAUACCGGUAUUUACAUCAGCUGGAGUCCGACAUGUGUGGUGUGAGACAUAAACUCGUAAAACAGGAACAGGAAGUGUUCAAACAGGUCCACUGCACAUGCGCAAUCAUGGAAAAACAGUUUCUGGAAAUGGCGGAAAGUGCGUACCGGUCUGUGCGGCGAAUCGACGCCUCACCCCGGGGAUUUGAACAGUUCAGAAAAGAACUGAUACAAACCAAUGAAGUAAUGAAGGACUCGCUCGAUGUCUUAAAAAAUAUUAAAAGUUUUUGUGAACAUAAGCGAUGAAACAUGAGUGUGAAUGGCUCCGAUUUUCUAUGACUUACAAGGAUUUGAAUUUAUUUAUUUAUAAUAUUUAUUUGCAAAUCGUAAUUUAUAAGUGUUUAAUAAUACUUCAACAAAGCAUCCCAACAUUCCGCUACAACAGUCAUCUCAUUAUUCCAAGUAUUAUAUAUACAUAUGUAUAACAUUCACUAUUUGCUCAGCACUUCAUGUAUUUUACAUGUGUAUACAGAAGAAGUUGUAUUAAAUGGAUGUGUUCUGAUCUCACAUUCUAAACUGUAACUCAAGCAACGGCCCGUCCAAAGUGUACCUGUUUGUUUGUAAACUGUCCGUGAACACCUUUUACCACUUCACAAGGAUUGUAAUAAUGUUAAAGCAGGAAUAUCCACCUGGAAAAUUUAAUCUAUUUUUAUUAAAGCGUUUUUCUUUAAAAGAUUUUUUAAAUGUCUUAAUGGAAUAAAAAUUCAAUGAAAAGCUUAAGUAGUAAAGCUAAUUAACAAACAACAGAUUUGCAUUCAUGCAUGCAUGUAUAUACUGUGAUUUAGUCUGUGAUCAUAUAUGUUAAAUGUUACGUUACUUACGAAUAUUCACGAAAAUUACCGAAGGUUUUCCGUGACUUUACGGAAACACACGAAUCAUUACAACGAAGUGUUCCCUUUGAAAACUAAUGUGUUCAAUUAAUGUGUUCGAAUGUUAAAUAUUUUUGUUUUACAUAUUAUGGUUGUGAUUUAAAUUUGUAUAUUUUAAUACUUUGUUGAUAGACGGAAAUAUUUUAAUAUUAAGUAGAGGUAUUUGUCAUAAAGAGACAUUUAGUGUUCUUCUUUAUUCCUUUCAUCUUGUUUGAUUUUAUCUUUUACACCACGUGUGUUUUUAAGUCGACGAUUGCUUGCAGGCUGUAUUCAAAUCUAGAUUUAUAAUUUAGUAUUUAAUGCAGUUGUGUAAUCAAUUAGACACGUUUUCCAUUUUUGCUGUGAUUUCCUCGUUUGUUGUAUUUUUUUCUUAUUUAUAAUCGUAGUUAGUUGGUAUUUAUUAAGUAGACAGAUAAUUUAUUCCUGUUAUUUUCCUUAAGUUGAAUUCGAUAAUAAUGUUGAUUAUAAAUAUGAUAUUUAUAUAAACGCUCAAAAGCUGGAGAAACUAUAUUUGUAUUUGACAAGGAAGACUCAUAUCUAUUUUAAAAAAGAAUACUGCUAUCAUAAUGGCCUAUUAUUUAACGCCAUUUAGUUAUACUUGCUAGACAUUUAGUUAGAUAAGAAGAUUUCAAAACAGAUUAACAUAGAAUUAGAAACUACCUUUUCUGGUAAUUUCCGGUCUUUUCCGUUCACAGAUAAGCGUUCGGUAUUGGUCGGGUGUUUCCGUAAAUAUACUGGCUGUUAUAUUAACCUCCCGUGUUUGUAAAACACGAAAAACCUUAUCCUUACCGUCCAAAGGAUUUUAUCCAAAAUUAUUUAGUGGUUAUUAAUUUUGUUUCUAUUUAUAGACUUAUUAGUUUCAUAUAGCGAUGAGUUGCUAUGUUUAGUAUUUAUGACUCUGUCUCUAUUUAUAUCAUAUUUGAUCACUGUAUUACUUGUCAUGUUUUAAGAUGACCCACAGAAUUUACUGAAAAUAAAAAAUAAA
Messenger RNA from Mya arenaria, 3128 nucleotides. RefSeq lists its product as uncharacterized. Lineage: Eukaryota; Metazoa; Mollusca; Bivalvia; Myida; Myidae. The coding region runs from base 321 to 1520 and encodes 399 amino acids. The transcript has 4 exons. The record is from RefSeq and is a predicted model, not a curated record.